This is a messenger RNA of Filobasidium floriforme, 1148 nucleotides long. RefSeq names its product nucleophile aminohydrolase. Lineage: Eukaryota; Fungi; Basidiomycota; Tremellomycetes; Filobasidiales; Filobasidiaceae. The transcript has 7 exons. Bases 133 to 768 code for a protein of 211 amino acids. Gene Ontology annotation, cellular component: proteasome core complex; proteasome core complex, beta-subunit complex. Gene Ontology annotation, biological process: proteasome-mediated ubiquitin-dependent protein catabolic process. The record is from RefSeq and is a predicted model, not a curated record.
UUUUGAUCGAUUCGACCUCGCAAAAGCAAACCUAUCCACACUCUGAUCACCUUCUACACCUACUCGUAUCAUCACAAGAUCCAUCCACCUGCAACCGACCAGCCAACCUUACGAGAACAGAGACGAUACACGAUGGGUUCCCCGAUGGAGAUGAACGGAGGGAGCGUGAUCGCCAUGACAGGGAAAGAUUGCGUGGCCAUCGCUUCGGAUCUGAGGUUGGGGCAGCAGGCGGUCGGGUUGAGUGCGGAUUUCGAGAAGGUCUUCCCCAUCAACAACCAACUCUACGUCGGUCUUCCCGGGUUCGCCACCGAUACCUAUACCCUACGUGAACACCUCCGGUUCCGGGUCAACAUGUACAGGAUGAAGGAGGAGAGGGAGAUUACGCCCAAGACGUUUGCGCACCUGUUGAGCAGCACGUUGUACGAGAAGAGGUUCGGCCCGUACUUUAUCGAACCGGUCAUCGCUGGUAUUCCGGCACCGUCGGCCAUCGACCCGGACCCGAAACCUUUCAUCUGCAACAUGGAUACCAUCGGCUGUAUCACCACGCCCAAGGAUUUCGUCGUAGCGGGUACGGCGACGGACAAGCUGUACGGUGUAGCUGAAGGGUUGUGGGAGCCUGAUCUCGAACCGGAAGACCUUUUCGAGACCAUCUCGCAAACUCUGCUCGCCGCCGUCGAUCGGGACUGUAUCUCGGGUUGGGGAGCCGUCGUACAUGUUAUCACCAAGGACAAGAUCAUCACCCGUCACCUCAAGGGAAGGAUGGACUGAGUGAAGGCCGUGGUCGGGAUUAUGCGAGCUUGGGUGCUUCUUUACGACGAUCGACAAAGAUUCUGUUCUGUGGCAUGUCUGAUGAUGUGUUUGUUUUUAUCUUACGAAUGUCUCGAGCGCGUUGUCGUCUGCACUUGAUAGACCUGAAAGCAGUGAUGGUACUGUUGCGGUGGUCUUGCAGCUUCUGUAUUGCCAGUCCCCGGCCAAGGUCUGGGCAUCAUCGAUCGCUCGAUAUACAACCGCCUAUAUUUGCGUCGAAGUCCCCGGUUUGAUCGACCAAAAGAACGCGCUGGCUCUACCCGCCCGUCUCCUCGGCCACAGCCCACAUGUAAUACACCCCCAACGACCUAUACGGCGCCCAUCUCUGCGUCAAUACCUCC